AUGACCUGCAUGUUCGUCGAGUUUUCAAGGGCUUUGGCCGCCCUCCCAGACUACGUAAAGUCUCACAAGCCAGAGGAAAUAUUCGACCUCAAGAAGACCCCUUUUGCCUUUUCGGUUGGCUGUGAGGGGAAAACAUACUACGAGGUUUACGAUUUAGACCCUCAAAAGCGCACACUAUGGGAUAUCGGGAUACAGAAAUUAGGCAAUCAUAUCCCAGUUAUAGGAAUGUUUCCUUUCGAAGAUCUUGAAGAUAAGGUUAAGAAGCAGCCUGGGAGCCCAUUUGUUGUUGAUGUAGGUGGUGGCAGAGGUCAGGCCCUCCUAGCAAUACAGGAACACUGCAAAGGUUCCUUCGGCGGGAAGCUCAUUCUACAAGACCUACCCAUUGUGCUUGACUCCCUGACGUUGGAUGAGAUUCCCAGCAUUGAACCAAUGCCAUGCAGUAUCUUUACCCUACAGCCCGUCAAGAAUGCCCACAUUUAUUUAUUCCAUCACCUUCUCAUGGAUUAUCCCGAUACCAAGGUCGUGGAAGUCCUGAAGAACACUGUGUCAGCCAUGGGCCCCGAGUCGCGGCUCAUCAUCAAUGAGAUGCUGGUCCCCGACCGAGUAACCGUAGGAGACCAGCAGAUGGUAUAUCUAUUUGAUAUAAUGCUCUUGGUCAUGUAUGGCAGGGAGAGAUCUCUGAGUGAGUAUAGGCGUAUCUUUGACGGGAUUAGCCUGGAGCUAGUAAAGGAACACAGAUCUGAAGGAAGCCAAACGAUCAUGCUAGAGACGCGACUCAAGGCUUGGAAGGCAUACUGA
Fusarium odoratissimum NRRL 54006 is the source of this 798-nucleotide messenger RNA. RefSeq lists its product as uncharacterized. The record is from RefSeq and is a predicted model, not a curated record. The coding region runs from base 1 to 798 and encodes 265 amino acids. Gene Ontology annotation, molecular function: O-methyltransferase activity. The transcript has 2 exons. NCBI's taxonomy places the organism in Eukaryota, Fungi, Ascomycota, Sordariomycetes, Hypocreales, Nectriaceae.